GCAGUCAAAGGCAUCCACAGCAGAGGUCUGAUGAAGGACUAAGACUUCCCAGGUGCCCUCUCGAGGCGCUGCUCCCCUCAAGAAUGCUUACCGGUCACCUCGAGGCUAAGGAGUCAGUGGAGGCCUACCAUGUUAGAGGACCCGAGUCAGGGAGCAGGGGCCAAGCAUGAGAAGGAGAUGGAUGCUACAGCCCAGGUCUCUGGGGAGGACAGCAAACCUGAGGAGCCUGUGGGACUGCAGAAGCAGAUCUGUGACCUUGCAGCAGAGGUCUCAAGACAGGCGUCUUGGUGGUGUGUGGCUCACAGAGACCUCCAAAGCCAGAUCGAUGCUCUGAUGAAGGAGAACCAGGAGCUCCGUGAGGAACUGAAGGCCCUAAAGCAGCAGAGUGUUGGGGCCACAAAAUCUGUAGCCUUGCCGCCCGCAGCAAGAGCAACUGAUACUCUGCCUGUGUACGUAAGAAUAGAGGGGAUCGAUUCAGAGAAAACAACAUCAUGGGACGACAGAGACGAUGUCCCUUCUGGAAGUCUUCAAAACGGAAGCACAAUGGCCACUGGAGGAACAGACUCCUUAGAUGAAAGACUAUCUUUUAUGUCUUUUGAUGAAAAGGUUAUGCACCUGUCUUCCAAGUUUGUGCAAAGGCGCCUUGGCAGGAUUUCACCAGAACCACUAUCGGACACCACAGCUCUGGACACAGAGUCAGUGGCUGAUAUGUGGUCCUCCAACCCAGAGAGUUCUGAAGGUGAGCUUCUCACGCAGGCUCAAGCAAGCCGGCUCCUCCCUAGUUUUUCCCAGAAUGCACUGUGGCUGCAGAAUCUCAUGGCAAGAUCAGGACCAUCUAAAGAAGUACCAGGCUCCAUGAACACCAAGAAGGAUAAGGAGACACAGGAAAAGCGACACCCGAAUGGCAAGGUCGAGCAAGUACUCAGCGACGGGCGGACAAUCAUCACCUUCCCCAACGGAACCAGGAAGGAGAUCAGUGCCGACAAGAAGACGACCCUCAUCAAGUUCUUUAAUGGUGACAUGAAGAAGGUCAAGCCCGACCAGAGAGUGAUUUACUACUAUGCGGAUGCACAGACGACACACACAACCUACCCGGAUGGUGUUGAAGUGGUGCAGUUUCCGAACAAGUGGACUGAAAAAUUCUACCCGGAUGGCUCCAAGGAAACGGUGUUUCCUGACGGGACCGUGAAGCAGCUUAAGGAUGGCUGUGAGGAAACUGUGUUCCCUGACGGGACGUGUGUGACGGUGAAAAGGAAUGGAGACAAGGUCAUCAUGUUCAGCAAUGGACAGAAGGAAAUCCACACAGCCAGGUUCAAGCGGAGGGAAUUCCCAGACGGCACCACCAAGACUGUGUACUGCAAUGGCUGCCAGGAGACCAAGUAUGCCUCCGGGAGGGUCAGGGUCAAAGAUGAGAUGGGAGCUGUCAUUCUGGACUGGAAGUAGCGUAUCCACAGACUCAGUGUCAGGCACUAGGUCCCAGUGACUCGCCGGGAGGUUCCCCUGGCGAGUCUGAAGAUCGCACACACAUCAGGAGUAGAGGGGCAUCCAAAAAUCGUGAAGAGAAAGACCAUCCAGCCACCAUCUGGGGAAGGAUGCCAAAGCAGCAGUGGCCAGGAAAGAGGCUCCCCAAACCAUGGCUCCAGCCUCUGGUCCAGAUGCAGCAUCUCUGUCAGAGGCUGGGCCCGGAGCAGAAGAUGAAAGGGACACAAGCUGGAGCACGGUCAGCCAUGAACACAGCCAAUGCCUGCCUGCUGUCUACUUCUGUCCCUUUUUAGACUCCUCAAGAGUGGGAUCCAGGGGGGUGUAUCUUCACUGGUGCUUAGUGUAUUAAUAGGCAUGAUUUAACCACCUUGAAGUGCCUAGACAGAGCCUCAUGUGGCAUUCUAUCCCAUAAAUUUGAAUUAUGAUCUGUCAAUCAGCAAGGACAUGAAUAAAAGC
Molecule: messenger RNA, 1938 nt
Organism: Microtus ochrogaster (prairie vole)
Lineage: Eukaryota; Metazoa; Chordata; Mammalia; Rodentia; Cricetidae
Product: centrosomal P4.1-associated protein-like
Source: RefSeq, a predicted model, not a curated record